AUUUCCUCCAGCUCUAUUUGUCCCCCUCUCGACUCUCGCCAACUAUCAUCUUCUUCUCCCUUCUUCUCCGCCAUUUCUGUCGCUCUUAAAACCCUUUGAUGUUCUACUGAAUCUCUCUUCCUACUCAAUUCAGCUCUAUCUAGGGCUUUCCCACCGAAAAUUCUAAUCGAAUCCAUCACUGCCACCUCUCUUUAAGUCUACUCUCUGUCUACUGUCUCGAUUUCCAAACUCCCACCUGAAGAUGGAUCUGCCUAGCCUCGCUUUGAUCCUCCGAGACGCCGCGCUCAGCCCUAAUCCCGAUGAACGCAAAGCUUCUGAGCUGAAACUCAAUCAGUUGCAGCACACGCCCCAGCAUUUGGUGAGGUUAUUGCAGAUAGCCGUGGAUGGAGGUUGCGACAUGGCAGUGCGUCAAAUCGCUAGCAUUCAGUUCAAAAACUUCAUUGCUAAGAACUGGUCUACUGAAGAUCCUGGAGAGCAGCAGAGGAUAUUGCAAAGCGACAAGGAAUUGGUGAGGGACAACAUCCUCGUCUAUGUCACCCAAGUUCCAACCUUGCUCAGAUCCCAACUUGGAGAGUGCCUCAAGACAAUUAUAUUUGCUGACUACCCAGAACAAUGGCCACGUCUUCUGGAUUGGGUGAAGUACAACUUGCAAAAUCAACAAAUUUAUGGAGCUUUGUUUGUGUUGCGGAUACUCUCUAGGAAAUAUGAGUUCAAGUCAGACGAGGAGAGGGCACCAGUUUCCCGCAUUGUGGAGGAGACAUUUCCUCUACUCUUGACCAUUUUUAAUGGGCUCAUUCAGAUAGCAAAUCCCUCUCUGGAGAUAGCAGAAUUUAUGAAGCUGAUUUGCAAAAUAUUUUGGUCAUCCAUAUAUCUGGAGCUCCCAAGGCAAUUAUUUGAUCAAAACGUAUUCAAUGCCUGGAUGGUUCUGUUCUUGAGUGUUUCGGAGCGUCCUGUUCCAGUUGAAGGCCAGCCUAUGGAUCCGGAACUUAGAAAAUCUUGGGGCUGGUGGAAGGUCAAGAAGUGGACAGUGCACAUCUUAAACAGGCUCUAUAGUCGGUUUGGAGACCCAAAACUUCAAAGUCCAGAAAACAAACCUUUCGCCCAAAUGUUUCAAAAGAAUUAUGCAGGCAGGAUUUUGGAAGGCCACCUAAAUUUUCUGAAUACAAUUCGCGUUGGAGGCUAUGUUCCUGACAGAGUUACCAACCUUCUCCUUCAGUACUUAAGCAACAGCAUUACGAAGAAUAGCAUGUACAAUUUGCUGCUGCCUCGGCUGGAUGUUUUGCUUUUUGAGAUUGUUUUCCCUCUUAUGUGCUUUAAUGAAACUGAUCAAACGCUUUGGGAGGAAGACCCACAUGAAUAUGUGAGGAAAGGUUACAAUAUCAUUGAAGACUUGUACAGUCCGCGAACAGCGGCUAUGGAUUUUGUAAAUGAACUGGUUCGAAAACGUGGGAAAGAGAACCUUCCGAAAUUUGUUCAGUUUGUUGUAGGGAUCUUCCGGAGUUAUGAAGAAGCUCCUGCAGAACUUAAGCCUUAUCGUCAAAAAGAUGGCGCGAUGCUUGCUGUUGGAGCUCUUUGUGAUAAACUUAAGCAAACGGAGCCCUAUAAAUCUGAACUUGAGCAUAUGUUGGUCCAACAUAUUUUUCCUGAGUUCAAUAGUCCAGUUGGACAUCUUAGAGCAAAGGCUGCAUGGGUAGCUGGGCAAUAUGCACAUAUCAAUUUCUCAGAUCAGAACAACUUCCGUAAAGCAUUGCACAGUGUUGUUUCUGGAAUGCGCGAUCCUGAUCUCCCUGUCCGUGUUGAUUCAGUUUUUGCAUUACGUUCAUUUGUUGAGGCGUGCAAGGAUUUGAAUGAGAUACGUCCGAUCCUCCCUCAGUUACUUGAUGAAUUUUUCAAACUCAUGAAUGAGGUGGAGAAUGAAGACCUUGUUUUUACUUUGGAGACUAUCGUAGAUAAGUUUGGUGAGGAGAUGGCUCCUUAUGCUUUUGGACUAUGCCAAAAUCUGGCGGCUGCAUUUUGGAGGUGUCUAAACACGUCAGAAGCUAGUGAUGAUUCGGAUGAUAUGGGAGCUUUAGCUGCAGUCGGUUGUUUGCGUGCCAUAAGUACAAUCCUUGAAUCUGUUAGCAGUCUUCCUCAGCUAUUUGUUGAGAUAGAACCAACCAUACUUCCCAUAAUGCAGAAAAUGUUGACCACUGAUGGCCAAGAGGUAUUUGAAGAAGUUUUGGAGAUUGCAUCAUACAUGACCUUUUAUUCACCCAACAUUUCCUUGGACAUAUGGAGCCUCUGGCCAUUAAUGGUGGAAGCACUGGUCGAUUGGGCAAUUGAUUUCUUUCCAAAUAUUUUGGUUCCGAUGGACAACUUUAUAUCAAGGGGAACUGCUCAUUUUCUCACUUGCAAGCAGCCCGACUAUCAGCAAAGUCUAUUUAAUGUUCUUUCAACUCUUAUGACCGACAGAAACAUAGAAGACAGUGAUAUUGAGUCUGCUCCAAAGCUUAUUGAAGUUGUUUUCCAGAAUUGCAAAGGGCAGGUGGAUCAGUGGGUUGAACCAUAUCUGCGACUCACAAUUGAUCGGUUACAACGAGCUGAGUCUUCAUACUUAAAAUCACUUCUUGUACAAGUGGUGGCAAAUAUGCUUUACUACAAUCCAAGUUUGACGCUGAGUGUAUUGCAUAACACGGGGCUUGCUUCAAAAGUCUUUGAUCUUUGGUUCCAAAUGUUGCAGCAAAAGAAAAAGGGCGGCCAACCAGCAAACUUCAAAAGGGAACACGAUAAGAAGGUUUGCUGCUUGGGUUUGACUUCAUUACUAGCUCUCCCAGGCGGUCAAUUCCCCGACGAAGCGCUGCAGCGUGUUUUCAGGGCAACACUUGAUCUUCUAGUUGCAUAUAAGAAUCAGAUAGCUGAAGCAGCAAAGGAGACGGAAGUAGAUUAUGAGGAUGAGAUGAAUGGACUCGAGAGUGAUGACGACGAGGUUGAUGAUGGGUCUGAUGGGGAGAUGGGGAUGGAUGAUACCGAGGAUGGAGAUGAAGCAGAAAGCAUAAAACUGCAGAAGCUAGCUGCACAGGUUUUGAUGCAGGCAUCAGACGCGCAGAGGUUUCAGAACCUUAACCAGUCACUGGACUUUCCGUAUCAGGCGAUUGCAAACGGAGUAUUACAGCACGCAGAUGUGAGAAGAGUGGAAAUCGAGAAGGAGAAGCUAAAGAAGGCAGCAGAAGCCGCUGCUACCGCUGUUCCUGCUAUAUAAAACUUUCAGCUUGGAUCAAAUGCAUACUCUGAUAAGCACAACAAUUCAUUUUGGUGAGAAUCUUCUCGUUCAUACAUAUUCAGCAUUGCAGCUUGCUUCAAGGAAGCAGAUUUUUGGAUUUUAGCAAAAAAGAAAAAAACCAUCAUCAUCUCCGUAGCCUUGUGAAACCGUGUGGUUGCGGUCAGAAGGUUUAAAUGUUUUGGUGAGAUUAUGGACGGUCUGAAGAAAAGGUGUGAUCGCUUCUUCUUCUUCUUCAGUGGUUUUAUGUGUUGUGUUGUCUCUUCUUCUGGAUUGGUUGUGUUCUUAAAGAACGAAAUUCUUUUUUUUGGGGGGGUGGUGGGGGGGUUUGUGUACUCAUUUAUCAUUGCCUUGCUACUGCACACAUUGUGUCUUGUCUUUUUGGGAUGUGUCUAGUUUUUUUUUGUUAGGAAAGUUAUACUGUAUUGCAUUUUUGUGAUCUCACAGAGAGAUCAGCAAGGUCAACUCAUCAGGUUGUACGACCAUUCUUUCAUAAAGUGGAAAUUUUAUCUAUAUAUUCCGAAAUAAACGUAAAAUAUUUCAUAACCUUUUUUUGACAAUAUACUGAGUAGUUCUGACUUAGAAGAACUUGGCCCAUAAGAUAGUAACUUCGCAAGGAUUAUAUAAAUCUUAUGAUAAGAAAACAAAAUUGGAAUUUGAAAAGUCUAAUCUUAUAUCAAAAAUCCUGUGCCAUUGCAUCGAUUGCCAGAUUGCUCACAAUGUGGCCGGAUUGAUCACCAACUCCAUACAAGACUUACUCGGUUCUUGGAGCUUAGCUCGGUUUUAUGAGUGUCGGAGUUGAGUUGUUUCCGGCUAACAUUGGUGUAGAUGUCGCGGAUGACCAUUUCGAAAGCUGUUUUAACGUUUGUUGAAUCGAGAGCCGAUGUUUCCAUGAAGAAAAGUCCUUCGGUUUCCGCUAGGGCUUUGCCUUCUUCCACGCUCACCGCUCUUAUGCUCUCCAAGUCACAUUUGUUCCCCACCAGCAUCCUCGCCACCGUUGUAUCCGAAUGUGUCUUGAGCUCAUCGAGCCAACGUCCGACGCUGUCGAAGGUGGAGCGACGGGAAAUGUCGUAGACGACGAGGGAACCGACGGCGCCGCGGUAAUAAGCGGAGGUGACGGCACGGAAGCGUUCCUGACCGGCAGUAUCCCAAAUCUGAGCUUUGACCUCUUUGCCUUCGAUUUCCAUGCUCUGCGUCUGGAACUCGACGCCGAUCGUGGCUUUCGAGUGGGCGUUGAACUCGUUCCUGGCGUACCGGGAGAGAAGGUUCGACUUCCCGACGGCCGAGUCGCCGAUUAUCACUAUCUUGAAGAGAUACUCCUCUCCUCCUUCGUCAUCGGACGACAUCUUCGUUUCCGAUUUCUAGAGAGAGAAAGCUGCGACUGGUUUUAGAGAGAGACGGUUGGGGAAAAGAAACAAGCUGGCAAAGAAAAGCUAAGGACAUACUGCGCAUGAAGUGCUUCAUAAUUG
Molecule: messenger RNA, 4725 nt
Organism: Thlaspi arvense
Lineage: Eukaryota; Viridiplantae; Streptophyta; Magnoliopsida; Brassicales; Brassicaceae
Source: the annotation of a GenBank genome assembly